Messenger RNA from Phaedon cochleariae (mustard beetle), 642 nucleotides. The record is from the annotation of a GenBank genome assembly. Lineage: Eukaryota; Metazoa; Arthropoda; Insecta; Coleoptera; Chrysomelidae.
AUGUCAUCGCCGCAUGGAAAUUUGAAUGAAGAAUUGACCACGGAUGCUCUUCCCAGCCCAAGUCGUUCAAUGAACGAGAAAAAUAUUCGUAAUGAACGUGAUCAAUAUCAAGACUCUAGUGACAAAAGUUCUCAGGUUGAGGAGGAGAUUAACACUAAUAGUAAUAAUGAAUAUGGGAGAAAAUUGAAGAAGAAUAAUAUCAGGAAGAUAAGCCCUGCAACUACAGCCUCUGCAGUGAUAAUAAAUGUAAACAAUUCUAAAUCUGUUCAUGUUGGUGAUACCCAUGUCCACAAUUAUAAUGGAUUAGAAAAACAAAAAAAGACUGAAAUAAUUGAGACUGCUGCUAUAAGAUCCUUGAAAAUGAAUGCAAAACUAUUGACUAGAGAUGACUUGUUGUUUGUGGCGUCUCACAUAGAUUCUUCAUGGAAAGAUGUUGCCAGAGACUUACAUUUUUCAGAAGGGCAAAUUUCACAAUUCAUUAGUGAUCAUCAUCAGUCAGGAACUAAGGAGGUGAUCUUCCAGGUAUUAUUGGACUGGUAUCAGAAUACACCUGAUGAAGCAACAGUUAGUAACUUGAGUACUAUUUUGUGGAAAAACAAUCAAAAAGAUGUUGUUAAGAGGUGGUCCUUGAAAAAACAAUGA